Molecule: messenger RNA, 1924 nt
Organism: Tympanuchus pallidicinctus (lesser prairie-chicken)
Lineage: Eukaryota; Metazoa; Chordata; Aves; Galliformes; Phasianidae
Gene: COQ3
Product: coenzyme Q3, methyltransferase
Exons: 7
Coding region: 50-1081 (343 amino acids)
Biological process (GO): ubiquinone biosynthetic process
Molecular function (GO): 2-methoxy-6-polyprenyl-1,4-benzoquinol methyltransferase activity
Source: RefSeq, a predicted model, not a curated record
CCGUCCCCGUUGCCGGCGGACGCGCGGAGCGGGAGCGCAGAGCGCGGCCAUGGUGCGCGGCGCGGGGACGUUCCGCGCCUUUGUCCGCGCCCUGAGCGGCCGGUGGGCGGCGGCCGGUGGCCACGGCGAGCCGUCCUGCUGCACGCUCCCCACCAGCGCUCUCCUGAACCGUAAUGGCAAAGUUCGGCUGAAUCCCAGCAGCGCUCCGACUGACCUAAACGGCAGCAUGGUCACCGUGAGGAGGCUGCUCAGCACCUCGCAGUCGUCAGUGGAUCCAAAGGAAUUGAGGAAAUUCCAGGUCCUGGCACACAGGUGGUGGGACGAGCAAGGAGAGUACUCAGCCCUGCAUUCCAUGAAUGACAUCAGAGUGCCGUUUAUUAGAGACACUGUGCUGAACAUGGGCAGCACCUACCAGCAGGGAAGCCCACUUUCUGGGAUCAAGAUUCUGGAUGUUGGCUGUGGUGGUGGACUGCUGAGUGAGCCUCUAGGUAGACUGGGAGCUUCAGUUACUGGAAUUGAUCCUCUGGAAGAAAACAUCAGAGCGGCGGAUCAGCACAAGUCAUUUGAUCCAGUUCUGGCCAAGAGAAUACAGUACAAGUCUAGCUCACUGGAGGAGAUUGUGGAGGAGUCUGUGGAAAUGUUUGAUGUAAUUGUAGCUUCUGAAGUCGUGGAGCAUGUGGCUGACCUUGAAAUGUUUAUCAAGUGUUGCUGUCAGGUGUUAAAGCCUGGAGGUUCUUUGUUCAUUACUACAAUCAAUAAAACUCAGUUGUCCUAUAUCCUGGGAAUUGUGGUUGCAGAAAAAAUAGCAGGCAUUGUACCAGAAGGAACACAUGACUGGGAGAAGUUUGUUCCCCCAGAGGAGCUGGAGCGCCUCUUGGAAGCCAAUGGCUUCUCUGUCAAGGCUGUGAAUGGGAUGCUGUACAACCCCCUCACGGGGUCCUGGAGCUGGAUUGAAAGCACAAGCAUUAACUAUGCCCUGCACGCUGUGAAAUCCGGGGGUCAGGCACAGACAAGCCAAACAGAGCCUCUCUCAGAGAUGGAAAGUGAACAGUGCUCGGCCACAGCUGGCACCAGUGUGUGACCAGCUGAGAUACAUGCUGAUGGACUGCCACCAGGAACAGAAAAGCUUUUGGACAGGCACAAUAAAGCCUUUUGUAACAACAAGCUUGCUGUUUGCAUUAAUAAUGUUGAUGCCAUUUUUGGCCAAAUGUUUUGGGCAGUCUCAGAAAAAACAAGUGCCUGUUAUCUCAGGAAUCCUUUAAGAUUGAAAUGAGCAAAGCUCUGGAAGAAGUCUUUUUAUAAAAAAAAGAAGUUUCAAAUUGUUCCCUCAGUAGCUUUGAGAAGGUUCUUUCUUUGGAUGAUGAUGUUUGUGUCAUGAGGAAAACUCAUCUCUCCGUAGAAUGAUAGCUUAAAUGCAAGAUGAGUUGGAAAGCACAAUGUAUGGGAAAUGCUUUAGAUAUUUCAGUUACUCAUGUAUGAAGUACUUCAUGUUAAAAUUCAUUUACAUUUAAAAGCCACAAAACCACAUUCACCACACUGUGCCUUCUUCCUGAAUGGGGAAGGAGGAUGCUGAAAGAAGAGUAGCAACCCUUUGCUGUUGGGUUGUGCUGUUUCUACAGCUGAUCACUGCGGUGGAAAGAGAGUCUGACAGCCCAGAGUGCCUCUGCUGUCAGAAGUCUCAUCGCCAUGAGGUGGCUUUAUCUGUGCCUAUUUUAACCUUCUCCCUGUUCCCAAAUAAAGGACAGUAAAGCUGCAGGUAGAACUUUACUAAGCAACUGGAGCUUUUUGCGAGCUACACAUUGCAUUAGUGGGCUGUCCUAGAAUUGAAAUGCCAUACCUAGUCGUUUGUGAAGUUCUUGUGCCAGCAUAAGGAAAAGUGUUUAUUGAAACAGGACUUUCUAAAUAAAACUUUUCUUUAUGGUUA